UGAUACAAAUUUAUUUUCAGUCGCACUAAAAUCGUUGUUUCAUUAAAAUCAAAUUUUUCUAGUAUUCACUAUUAAAUAUCAUAGUCGCAUUGCUCUAUGAAAAUGGUUGGCGAUGGCUUGAAUAGUCCCCGCCAACAGGGCGGAAAAGCGAAAUCGGCAAAGAGUGAUCCGCAAUUUCCAGAUAAGUAUUCGAUGCGCAACACUCGUGUUCUCAAAGCAAAUUCGAAAAAUCUGACAGAAUUGCCAGAAGACAUCGUUGAGAUGGCGUGCCAUGAGCUAGUCGAUAUUGUUAGCCUUCAAGACAACUUGCUGACAAAAGUUCCGUCGGAACUGCAAAAUAUGAGCGAAUUGCUAACAGAGUUGAAUUUGUCUAAGAACCAAAUCUCAUUCAUACCCUCCUUCAUAUCGCAGUUCUCGCGUCUCUUACGCAUUAAUUUAUCAGGCAAUUUACUUCGUAGCUUGCCCAUGGAGUUGGCUGGUCUUAAAAUGCUCCGUGAAUUAAAUAUUUCUCACAAUCGUUACGAACAAUUGCCAACUUGCAUCUACGAAUUGGAAAGUCUGGAAACACUUAUUGCUAAUGAUAAUCAAAUUCAAGAAAUCGAUGCUACUGAUAAUGGAUUGGGGGGCCUCCCUAAACUUGGCACUCUAAAUCUUACCAAUAAUAAUAUACAGAUCGUACCGCCAGUGCUGGGAAACCUUACGAGUAUAGAUGAGCUGCAUUUGUCUGGAAAUCCUUUCCGUCAGCCUCGUCAUCAAAUUUUAGCAAUGGGCACUGCUUCCAUCAUGGAAUAUCUACGGAAUCGCAUUCCCCUGUAAACUUAUUUUAUCAUUUGUACCUUAGAUGCUAAUAAAAAAGAAAAUCUAAAAAAAAAAA
Messenger RNA from Drosophila nasuta, 874 nucleotides. RefSeq names its product leucine-rich repeat-containing protein 40. Gene Ontology annotation, cellular component: cytoplasm. The record is from RefSeq and is a predicted model, not a curated record. NCBI's taxonomy places the organism in Eukaryota, Metazoa, Arthropoda, Insecta, Diptera, Drosophilidae. Gene Ontology annotation, molecular function: protein binding.